Molecule: messenger RNA, 322 nt
Organism: Drosophila teissieri
Lineage: Eukaryota; Metazoa; Arthropoda; Insecta; Diptera; Drosophilidae
Exons: 1
Coding region: 18-215 (65 amino acids)
Source: RefSeq, a predicted model, not a curated record
GCAUAGUGAUCUCUGCCAUGAAGUUCUUUGCUCUGAUUGUGUUUCUUUUAAUCGCGUUGACAGCCGCAAAGGCAGAUCCUCUAUCGCCGUCAUUCCAAAAAUGCCUGGAUGAAAUAAGUGAUGCGGAGUUGUGUGAAAAUUUCAAAGACCAAUUCCCAGAAGACGCACCUGCUGUUCCUCUCGAUGAAUACACCUUCGAAGCCCAUUCUGGAUAAUCUAACUACAUUUUCGUUGUGUAAUUCCGACCAACGCGAAUUAAGCUGAAUAAUUUAUUGCGCACUGCUGCUUUAUAAGUUAAAUAAAUAAACCAAUGAUUACAUAA